UCCUCGUUCGGAUUAUUCGCGCCGACAUAUUUCACGUUCAGAAUAUAGAGAGAGAGAUGCCUAUUCUCGCGAUCGAGAACCCCUUCCUGAUACUUACCGUGAUUUAGAUCGCCCUAUGGAAGAACCCUAUUAUGAACGUCGUAGAUCUCGCUCGCCAACUGGAAGAGAUAGAGACAGAGAGAAAUAUGAACGUCGAGAGAGAAGAUCUAGAUCUCCCUUAAGAGACCGAGAUAGGGAUAGGUAUCGGGAACGUGAUAGAAAAGAACAUACCGUUCUCGAUCACGUUCGCCCGGUGGCAGAAGAG
Molecule: messenger RNA, 304 nt
Organism: Racocetra fulgida
Lineage: Eukaryota; Fungi; Glomeromycota; Glomeromycetes; Diversisporales; Gigasporaceae
Source: the annotation of a GenBank genome assembly